AUGAGGAGGUUAAGCAUUGAAAAAGAUAAUGAAGAAUUGAUUGAAAAACUUGCUGAUGCGUUGCCACACGAGACUUGGGGCGCUUAUCUCAUGAUGCUAAAGAACAAGAAAGGGUUCAGUAAUCUGAUACUUAGCAAAUUUAUUGAAAAGAUUGAAGCUCAGGAGAUGGAACAGAGAAAGAUCUCCAGGAUGAAAGACUUCGAUGGUGAACAAGACAUCGGGCUUUACUACAAAGCAGGAUUAAAUGUCAAAACCACAAAUUUUUCUUCAAAGGUUGAAACUGCUUACAAUGCAAAGAAUUCAUCCGGAAGUUCUUCAACAGGAUCAAGCAGCAAAACAAGUUUCUCAUCAUAUUCUUCAUUUGAUCCAAAUUUAACAGUGACAAAGAGUGGUAGAAAGCUACAAUGCAACAUUAAAGCAAUCUAUCAUCAAGUUUCUCAAUCAUCAAGUCAACAAGAACCACAGGUUGCUCAUGGGAGGAAAGUGAUUGAAGAUUCUUCAAAAAGAGCAUGCUUGGUGGAUCACGAUGAGAAAAAGUCAUCAACAAAUUUCAAUUGGGAUAAGUAUAUUUUAGCUGAUGGCAAAGCAUUGGUAAUAGAUCAAGAUGAUGAGAAGAUGCCUGAAGGUUUUACCUGGGAAAACUUCAGCUGGGAUGACUAUUGUCCAGACAAAGAAGUGUUAAAAGCUCACUCAGCGUUUGUUGCUAGAAUAGAAGAAGAUAGUGAUGAUGAUAAAUUCAAGAAUAAAAUCAUGGCUGAAAUAAAGGAGAAAACUCGAGAAGAAAUUCUGAGUGAGAAAACCGAUAGAGAAAUAUUCAUUGUUGGGAGCAGAAUGGAGAAAAUGCAGGAAGAGUAUAAAAAUGUUGUAAGAAACAAAAGAUGGGACAAGAAGCGAGAAUGUUAUGUCAACAGAGAUGGUGAACAUGUUGUUCCCAGGAGAGACAUAGUUCAUGAUGAUGUUCUUCUAGUAAUUCCUCGCUCCGGAGAAUACUAUUCAAAUGUUGAAAAAGAUAAAACAUAUGUGAAAAGGCUAGAUAAAAUCAUAAGAUAUGCCAUGACAUCAAGUUUGAGGAAGAGGGAUGAAGAAAGAUUGAAGAAGAAUGUUGAGAAUUUGGUUGAUAAUUUGAAGAAGGUCGCUGAGGAAGUAAAAGUUGAAGCUGUUAAAGAGGAAGACGUGAAGGUAGAAGAGGAAAAGAAAGAAGAAACAGUUGGUGAAGAAGCUGUUACUAAAGAACCGCAGGUGAGUGAAGAAAAGAUGAAGAAGAAAGAAGCAGAUCAGAAGCAGACUGAAAAGAAUACUGAAGUGCCAAUCACUGAUGUAAAUACUCCAACUGAAUCUGAAAUCUUAAAAACUGUUGAACAGUAUAGAUUGAAGAAGUUGAAGGAGAGACGAGCAGCAAAAGAACAGAAAAAAUUAAAAUGUGAGAGUGUUGUUCAAAAAGAGAAGACUGAACAAAGUGAAGAAGUUAAAGUUGCUGAGAAGUUAGUUGAAGCUGAGAAAGUGAUAGAAGUUGAAAAGAUUAUUGAAGUUGAAAAGAUAGUUGAAGUCUCUAAACCUUGUUUUGAAGCAUUUCAGGAUGAAAAGAAGACCGAAGAAAAGGAUACUGGGACAAGUUCGGAAGAAGAAGCAAAGAGUUCAUUCUGGAAAUAG
This is a messenger RNA of Helianthus annuus (common sunflower), 1650 nucleotides long. RefSeq names its product caldesmon-like. The coding region runs from base 1 to 1650 and encodes 549 amino acids. The transcript has 6 exons. The record is from RefSeq and is a predicted model, not a curated record. Lineage: Eukaryota; Viridiplantae; Streptophyta; Magnoliopsida; Asterales; Asteraceae.